Messenger RNA from Biomphalaria glabrata, 4307 nucleotides. RefSeq names its product adhesion G protein-coupled receptor E5-like. The transcript has 20 exons. Lineage: Eukaryota; Metazoa; Mollusca; Gastropoda; Planorbidae. Bases 302 to 2653 code for a protein of 783 amino acids. Gene Ontology annotation, molecular function: G protein-coupled receptor activity. Gene Ontology annotation, biological process: negative regulation of angiogenesis; cell surface receptor signaling pathway; adenylate cyclase-activating G protein-coupled receptor signaling pathway. Gene Ontology annotation, cellular component: membrane. The record is from RefSeq and is a predicted model, not a curated record.
GGUGUCCAGGACCUGGUGCCCUAUGGCUACAGUAGCUUCUCUCAAAUAGACCUCAGCCCAUAAAUGGCUUAUGCUUGUGCAACGUGACGAAAGGCUGUGAAGAAAUCUUAUUUUUAUUUUAUAAUUGAAAAGAUUCAUCGAAAUAAAGACCCUCCUCUACAAUAAAGACAUCUAUUCUACUUGUGUCUGUAUGUGAAGGAAGUGUCAUUAAAAACGUAUUUUUCAAUGUGUUAAUCUUAAGACUUAUUCAGUUAUCUUUCCUUGUCAAAGAAACAACAACAACAACAAACAAUUGUCAAACAUGAAUAUAAACAUGCUCCUGGUUCAUCUGGCCGUACUGGUCAGUAUAGUGGACAGUCAAAACUUCGCCAGCGGGUUUCAUUCAUAUUUUAACUUCAUCUGCCCAGCAAACCACAUUAUUGAUAAAAUAUCUAGUGUGUACAGCAGUGGACAUAAAGACAGGAGUUUUGAGAUAGGGUGCCGCUCUGUCAGAUCUACUAUGGAUUGUACGCCAUCUGAUUAUGUCAAUAUCUUUGACAAGCUCCUAAAUUACACAUGUCCAGGAAGUCAAGUUUUGUCCGGUGUUGGAAGUGAAUACAGCAAUGACAAAGCUGACAGAAGGUUCAAGUUCUUCUGCUGUAAGGUCAAGGAUAGCGAGUUCCAAAGAUGUCACGAAACGUUUUUCAUCCACGAUUUUCAACAAGAGAUGAAAUUAAAUGUAAAAGAAGGACAGGCCAUCAAGCAUAUCUACAGCCACCAUUUAGAUCAGUCGAAUGACAGACAAUGGACAUUCACAUUAUGUGAAGACGAACCCCGUCAAGCUAAUUUGAACAAACUGAAGUCGGAAUGUAAUGUGACAGAAAUAGAACAAGGGAGUGAACUGACAUUUCAACAAAAACAUUGUGUUUCUUCACAGUUAGAGAACUUCUCUGACAAGGAUGCUCUGGCAAGCCAUUUAACGGAAACAGUUGCCUAUGUGGCAGACUAUAUGGAGUAUUUUGUGGACAACGGAAUCAAAGUUCCGAAGAAUAUUACCAACACUAUUGUAGACAUUCUCUCUGCAUUUAGAACAAAAACAUCGGACUCUGAUUUCUCUGUAGACAAUACAACAUUUGAUCAACUUGUCACUCUGGCUGACAUUGUGACAUUUAGUAUGCAAGAUAAUAUGACAGACACUCCAGACGAGGAUUAUGACACUAUCAACUCAAUUGUCACAUCAUUGGAAAGUGUGGUCUUCACACUGAGGUCAAAUCAAACCAAUGAUUUCGUCUCCGUCAAGAAAUCAAUAGGUGUGAAAAUAGGAACCAUAAGCCAAGAUGUACAAUUUCCAACAUCCAAUCGUUCUGUCUCAAAUCUGUUUGAUAACUGGAUACGUGAGACUAAGAAUACAAUCGUUUUGUCGAAAGAUUCUUUUGAUGACUUAGCUGAGAUUACAAGUUAUUCAAUCCUAGUGAUCAAACGUCAAGAGUCUAGUGAGCCUCAACUCUCUAGGACCAACACAAGCAGGACAAUCUCAGCCCUAAAAAUUGUGUCGGAUAUCAUAGCAGUGUCUGUGGACGCUGAUCAGGGCAUAACUUUAAAAUCGCCCUUGACUUUGACAUUUGGAGUCUCCAAUUUAACACAGUUGGAGAGCCACGUGACUCCAGCAUGUGUCUAUCUCCACACGUCAGUCAGUGGUCAUGUGACCUGGUCAAGAAAAGGUUGUUUAACGGAGAGCUUUACAGAUGACCAAAUUAUAUGUAAAUGUAAUCACCUGACCUCCUUUGCAGUGUUGAUGGGACCUAAGCAGCUAGCUGAAUAUCAAGCGUUGACUGCACUGACCAUCACUGGCUGCUCUGUGUCCAUACUGUGUCUAAUUAUUACCAUAGUUGUCUACCUUUAUCUCUGGAGGUACGUUAAAAGCGAGCGGUCAGUCUUACUCGUGAAUCUGUGUGUCUGUAUGCUGAUUAGUUACUUGGUCUUCUUGGUCGGCAUUGACAAAACUAAUGAUCAGAACCUCUGCCAGUUUAUCGCUAUAUUUCUUCACUACAGUUUACUUUGUGUUUUCUUCAACUUCUUAAGUCAAGGCCUGGCUCUCUAUAAAUAUAUAUUCAAUAUGUCAGGACAGCCACGCAUGGAAAUAUUGUUAUCUGUGACUUACAUGACUCCUCUGCUAAUCGUUGGAGUCACAGCCCUAGUGAACAAAGCCGAAGGAUAUGGAACGUCUAAUUAUUGCUGGUUGUCUGUAAAUAAAGGUUUCAUUUGGUCAUUCCUUGGUCCAGUCAUAUUGAUCUUGCUUGUCAACUCUGCUGUUCUAAGUGUUAUCAUUAAGACAAUUCAAUCCACACGAGCUAUGUCAGACAAAACACACGCUGAGAGAGCACAGUCAGCAGCUCGCACCAUUAUGGUUCUAACUCCAUUAUUUGGCCUCACCUGGACAUUCGGCCUAUUGUCUCUCCUGACUGAUCUCUUGCCAAUACAAUACCUUUUCGUCAUGUUCAAUACUUUUCAGGGUUUAUUUAUCUGUGUCAUCUAUUGUGUGAAAAAUAAACAGGUAAUUCAAUCUUCUAAGAAAUUCAAGUACUAUAAUGUACACAGACCUCGGACAAAUAUUAUGAAGUGUACCAUAUCACUUAUGUCACCAUGUUCUCUUUUAUAUUUAGUCAUUAUUUAAGAUACAAUUACUGUUCAAUUCUAAACAGAUACUCGAGGCCAUUUUAAACACCAGAAGACAGAGAAUAGCCAGAAAUAUGGAAAAUGACAACAAAAAAGCUUUAACGACUUCUACUUUUUGAAAUGUCCAUUUUUUUGUAUUAAGUUGAAUAGACACAAACAAGAUGAGUAUAGCGCUUUCAAAGUUUUAAAAGUCUCUGCCCUUAACGCAACAAACCUUUUUAGGCAUUCUACACAUAAACAGCCACGCUUUAUAGAUUAAACUUAUGUAUUUGUAGAGUGAAGACGAAUGUAUCGUACAUAUAUACAAACACUAUUGUGAGAUUUUCUGUUCUGCGCAUGCGUGAUCUCUUGUAACCCAAACAUGUCUAUAUGACCAAGCUCCCAUGAAUACUUUCAUUAAGUUGGGCAACUUUUUGUUGUUGAGAGUCUUCCGUUUGUUGUAAGGAUACAUUAUAUUUCCCGUUAGUAUCCAAGGAACAUUUAAGCUAAGGUUUUUCAAGACUGAUCGAAUUGGCAAAUACAUACUAACGUUCAUACAUACAUACAUAACAGGCACAUUCCUCGUUCCAUAUGCUAGGACAAAUUCAUACAAAUACUCCUUCUUCCCUAGUGCUUUAAGAACAUGGAAUGGGUUGCCUGAGCCAGCCAGGAAAACCAAUGACUUGGCAGAAUUUAAGUCAUUGGUUGACAUGCAUGACUAGAUGCAUAAUGCGUAGAACGUAAUUAUCUUUUUUGAAGUAACGUCUGUAUUUUAUAAGAUAAGAUAAGAUACAUAGGCCUACAUACAUAUGCCUUACUUUUUGCUUUAUAUUAUAGAUAUUACAUUAUUCAACGUUGUAUUUUUCUUUAUCCUAUGUGGUCUAUGACCUUUUAUUAUAAAUUCUAUUUAAUUAGUUGUUUUUUUUUUGUUAAUUCAGAUUUCUCCUUAUAUAUAUAUGACUACUAAAUAUAUAUAUAUGACAACUAGAAUGUACAGACAUAAAUGUGAUGAAUCCAAUAGUUCAUGCUAUUAAUGCACAGAUGACUGAUAUAGGUGUAUAGACAUAAAGUAUAUUAUUGUAAUUUAUAGUUAAAUAUGUGUGAAAUGAACUAUGUAUUCAUAGCAUGUAUAUAUUUUAUGGGAAUAAUUUCUACUGACUUCAAAGUUUGAGUAAUUAUUUUAGCAUUUAUAAUUUACUUGAUUCUACAUAAUUUACAAUAAUAAAAAUAUUAAAUAUAUGAAUUCAAUACUUUUGUUAAGAAAAGCAACUUUUCCUCUCUCUCUCUCUCUCUCUCUCUCUCUCUUAUUUUGUUUUUCAAGUUUCUCUCCUCAGUGUCUGACUCACACACACAUACUCUCUCUUUCUCAAUAAUCUCCAACCAAUCCAGUCUGAUUAAAAACAUCAAAACAUAUUCACACGUGUGCACCAUAAUGUGCAUAUGUUUCCUAUCUAUGUACUAUGUUUCUAAAGAACAACUUGUGUCAGGUUCAAAUCUCCUUGAAUAUGCAAGAACGUGACUCUCUGAACAGGAAGGCGGUACUUGAAAUCGAUGAAAUGGCUGUUGUUAAUAUAUAUCUGAAACACACAUAUUUUUUUUUCUAAAAUUAGUCAUAAAUUUUCAUAUAACUUCUUUAUAUAAAUAUUUUAAAAAUAAAUAGAUUGGUAAAUAAA